Penicillium paradoxum is the source of this 819-nucleotide messenger RNA. Its product is annotated as exosome non-catalytic core subunit RRP40. The transcript has a single exon. NCBI's taxonomy places the organism in Eukaryota, Fungi, Ascomycota, Eurotiomycetes, Eurotiales, Aspergillaceae. Bases 1 to 819 code for a protein of 272 amino acids. Gene Ontology annotation, biological process: CUT catabolic process; TRAMP-dependent tRNA surveillance pathway; U4 snRNA 3'-end processing. The record is from RefSeq and is a predicted model, not a curated record. Gene Ontology annotation, cellular component: cytoplasmic exosome (RNase complex); nuclear exosome (RNase complex). Gene Ontology annotation, molecular function: RNA binding.
AUGAGCGCUCCAGUUGUCCUAUUACCUAGCGACGAGGUACCUCGAGACCAUCUUCCUACGAAUACUUCCAACCCUCUACGACUAGGCCCUGGCCUUCGGAUUCUAUCACAGCCCUCCUCAAAAAGUUCCAAUCAUGUCUUAACAGCAACCCAAGCUGGUCUGUUGACUACUGAUGCGAAACGAAACACCGUCUCACUCCUUUCUUUCCCGAACCGCCGAUAUAUCCCCACCGUCAACGAUUUUGUCAUUGCGCAAAUCCACCAUUCCAGUGCUGAUUUCUUCCACUGCAUGGUGACAUCACACACAGCCCAUGCGCUUCUGGGCCAGCUGUCAUUUGAGGGCGCAACCAAGAAAACAAGGCCAAUGUUGAAGCAAGGCGAGCUGGUGUAUGCCCGAGUACAGUCUGUGGGAGUCGGCGCCGGCGCCGAAGUUGAAAUUACUUGUGUCAAUCCAGCAACCGGCAAGGCUGACGGAGGUUUGGGGCCCUUGACCGGCGGAAUGGUAUUUGAUGUCUCGACGGGUAUGGCAGCCCGGUUAAUUCGAGCAAGCUCUGCAUCUGCGGAGAACACGGACGCAAUCGAAGGGUUGGUAGUCCUUUCUGAACUCGGAAAGAAGCUUGAGAGCUUGGGAGGAUUUGAGAUUGCAGUAGGUCGCAAUGGAAAGGUGUGGGUGGACUGCUCCAACGCUGCUGAAAGCGCUGUUAAGGUCACUGUUGCGAUCGGGCGCUGUCUACAGGAGACUGAUCAGCACAAUCUUCACACUCACGACCAAAAGAAGUUGGUGACGAAAGUCCUACGGGAUAUGAAGCUUGUAUCGUGA